AUGAGGAUCUGUGUGGACUAUCGUGAUCUCAACCGCGCUAGUCCAAAAGAUAUUUUUCCACUCCCUAACAUUCACAUACUUAUUGACAAUUGCACCAAGCAUGAGGUACAGUCUUUUGUGGACUGUUACGCAAGUUAUCAUCAGAUACUGAUGGAUGAAGAAGAUGCUCAGAAAAUGGCCCUCAUCACACCAUGGGGAGUAUAUCACUACCGGGUAAUGCCUUUCGGGCUCAAGAAUGCCAGCGCUACUUACAUGAGGGCAAUGACCUCCAUUUUUCAUGAUAUGAUGCAUAGAGAGAUCGAGGUACUCCGCAAAUACGAUUUGAAGUUGAAUCCUGCUAAAUGCGCAUUUGGAGGGCCUACCGGAAAGUUGCUAGGAUUCAUAAUCAGUCGUCGUGGUAUUGAGUUGGAUCCCACAAAUAUCAAAGCAAUUCAAGAACUCCUACCACCAAAGACAAAUAAAAAGGUCAUGAGUUUCCUAGGAAGGUUGAAUUACAAUGGGCGCUUCAUUGCCCAGUCCACAGUAAUUGUAGAACCAAUUCUCAAACUCCUCAAGAAAGAUGCUCCAACCAAAUGGACAGGAGGUUUGUCAGAAAUCAUUCGACACAAUCAAAAGAUACUUGUCAAAACCACCCUUUUUGGUCCCGCUAAAACCGGAAAUCCCUUUACUGCUAUAUAUGUCAAUAUCAGAAAAUGCUUUUGGAUAUUCCUUGGUAGAAAAGGCGUGUUGUGCUUUAACCUGGGUGUCCCAGAAAUUAAGACAUUAUAUGGCUGCAUACACGACUCAUUUGAUCUCAAAAAUGGACCCCCUAAGAAAGCAGUUAAGGGGAAAGCAUUAGCAGAUUUACUGGCAGGAAGCCUAGUGGAUGACAACCCCGUACCUUUAUGGACUUACUUCCCGGAUGAAGAAGUGAUGACAAUUGAGGGCGAAAAAAAUGAAGAUGAAUUAGGCUGGAAAGUAUACUUUAAUGGAGCGGUUAACUUUAAAGGAUUAAGAAUCGGAGCUGUUUUGGUGUCAGACUCAGGCCAAUAUUAUCCAGUGGCCGCCAAAUUGAACUUCAACUGCACCAACAACAUGGCUGAAUACGAAGCUUUCAUCAUAGAUCUUCGUUUAGCCCUUGACAUGGAUGUGCGAAACCUUCAGAGAAUGGGCCACAAAAAGGAGAAGAUCAUACCGUAUGUUGGACUUGUGCAAAGACUGGCAGAUCGGUUCCAAGAAGUCAAGUUCAAAAAUAUACCAAGAACCCAAAAUGAGUUUGCUGAUGCAUUGGCGACAAUAGCAUCAAUGAUUCAGCAUCCUGACAGUAAAUACAUUGAUCCUGUUAGAGUCAAAAUCAGAGAUCAACCAGCUCACUGUGCUUUUGUAGAAGUAGAGAUUGAUGGAAAAUCUUGGUAUAUCAACAUUAAAAUGUACUUGGAGAAAGGAGAGUAUCCUGAAGGAAUCACCAUCAAUCAGAAGAAGACUAUCAAGAAGUUAGCUGUCACACCCUAA
Molecule: messenger RNA, 1491 nt
Organism: Lycium barbarum (goji berry)
Lineage: Eukaryota; Viridiplantae; Streptophyta; Magnoliopsida; Solanales; Solanaceae
Exons: 5
Coding region: 1-1491 (496 amino acids)
Molecular function (GO): nucleic acid binding; RNA-DNA hybrid ribonuclease activity
Source: RefSeq, a predicted model, not a curated record